Molecule: messenger RNA, 1352 nt
Organism: Impatiens glandulifera
Lineage: Eukaryota; Viridiplantae; Streptophyta; Magnoliopsida; Ericales; Balsaminaceae
Product: ADP-ribosylation factor GTPase-activating protein AGD7-like
Exons: 3
Biological process (GO): vesicle-mediated transport
Molecular function (GO): GTPase activator activity
Source: RefSeq, a predicted model, not a curated record
UCCACAUAAUAAUCCGAUUAUUUAGAGAUGAUCUCUUUCUCUCACCGCUCGAUUUCUCGAUCCAUCACUUUACUAUUUCCGAUCAUUUCAUUCAUCCAAUUUCCUCUUUGGAUCUAUCAGCUAUUCAUUCUACUAUCCAUUGAUUUACGCAUACAGAGAUUGAAAACGCGAUACCUUACAUGAUUCCCGUCGAAUUGAAUUGAAUUGAGGAUCGAUUGAAUAAGGUAAUCGCAUCAAUGGCGGCGGCAUCAAGACGCCUGAAAGAUCUUCAAUCGCAGACAGGAAACAGAGUCUGUGUCGAUUGCUCACAGAAGAAUCCUCAAUGGGCAUCUGUUUCAUACGGCGUGUUCAUGUGUCUGGAAUGCUCAGGUAAACACCGCGGUUUAGGCGUUCACAUUAGUUUUGUUCGAUCUGUAACUAUGGAUUCCUGGUCGGAUAUUCAACUGAAGAAGAUGGACGCCGGUGGUAACGAGAGGUUAAAUAAAUUUCUAUCACAGUAUGGAAUACCUAAGGAAACGGAUAUUGUAACGAAAUAUAAUACAAAUGCUGCUUCAGUUUAUCGCGAUCGGAUUCAAGCGCUUGCUGAAGAUCGUCCAUGGAGAGAUCCUCCUGUUAAUAAGGAAUCGAUUGGUUCUUCAACGAAGAAGAAACCUCCGUCUGUUGUUGGUCGGAAUAAGGAAUCUGAUGGGAAUGGCGGUGGUGGAUGGGAUAAUUGGGAUAGUUUUGAUGAUGGAGGAACAAAAUCAUCACCGGUAGAUGUUAGAAGGAAUCAAUCGGUGAGCGAUUUCAGAAGUGUUGGUGAUGGAAAUGGAGGUGGACCUCCAAGAUCGAGAUCUAGUGAUAAUGUAUAUAGUAAAACUGAUUUGGAAGCUUCUGCGGCGAACAAGGAUAACUUCUUCUCGCGAAAAGUUUCAGAGAACGAUUCUAGGCCAGAAGGUGUUCCUCCUUCGCAAGGAGGAAAGUAUGUUGGUUUUGGAUCAUCUCCACAACCUUUGGCAAGGAAUCAAUCUGAAGAAGAAGAUGUGUUUUCUGUAAUGACUCAGGGAUUGGGUCGUUUGUCUAUGGUUGCUGCAUCUGCUGCACAUUCUGCAGCGAAUGCGGUUCAAGUAGGCACAAAGGAGAUAGCCUCAAAGGUAAAAGAUGGAGGAUACGAUACAAAGGUAAACGAAACUGUAAAUGUUGUAACAGCAAAAACAACAGAGAUUGGACAAAGAACAUGGGGAAUCAUGAGGGGUGUUCUUGCAUUAGCAUCACAGAAGGUAGAAGAGCUUACAAAGGAAGAAAAUUGGAUCCAAGAAACAUCGACACAGAAUGAAUUCGAAGGUGGUGACAGAAACGGGGGACAGUAUCGA